AACUGUUGGAACAAAUAAUAUCUAAAUCAAGGAAUUUCAGGCGGAUAUGAGAAUGAGCGAAUCAGCUGAUCCACCGUUCGAGAUAGCCUACAAGCAUCUGCUGGAGAACGUACCCGAAAAUAACAGUUUAUCGACUGUGGAGGAGUGCGAGCUCCCCUUAAUCGAUAUGCAGCAAUUAGGCCUGGGAGAGGCGGAGAGACAGGAAUGCAAGAAGCUCAUUGCUCGGGCUUCCCAGGAAUGGGGUUUCUUCCAGGUCAUCAACCACGGAGCUUCUCGCAACGUGCUGGAGAAUAUGAGAAGCGAGCAAGUGAAGCUGAUGAGAAAGCCGUUCCAAGAGAAGAAAGCCUACAAAGAUCUGUACUUAUCGGAUGGAACUUAUCGAUGGGGCGCGCCUUUGCCUACUUCUCUUAAGCAGCUCUCCUGGUCCGAGGCCUUCCAUGUCCAGUUGAGCGAUAUACUGGACUCCCGCCGCUCCCACAACACCAACCGCCUCAGGUCAAGCAUGGAGGAAUUUGUGUUUGCCAUUUGUGAAGUGGCGAAAGAGUUGGCGGAGAUACUGGCGGAGGAAAUGGGACGUGAGACGGAUCUUUUCCAAGAAGCGUGCCUCCCGGAGAGCUGCUACCUCCGGUUGAACAGAUACCCGCCUUGCCCAAACCACAGUCACUUGAUGGGCUUGAUGCCACACACCGACACUUCCUUCCUCACUGUACUACACCAAGACAACGUCGGAGGGCUGCAGCUCGUCAAAGACGGAAAAUGGAUCGCCGUCAAACCCAAUCCGGAUGCCCUCAUCAUCAACAUCGGCGAUCUGUUUCAGGCAUGGAGCAACAACUUGUACAAGAGCGUGGAGCAUCGCGUAGUAGUAGCGAAUCCGGUGAAGGAGAGGUUCUCCACGGCUUAUUUCUUAUGUCCGCCAACCGAGACCGUCAUUGAGAGCGGCGGAGUUGGAGGAGCUGUUUACCGGAGUUUUAGCUUCGGAGAAUACAAGAAGCAGAUCGAGUUGGAUGUUAAGAACGUUGGCCAGAAAAUAGGGCUUCCGAGGUUCCUCUUACCCACUCAUUAA
Molecule: messenger RNA, 1063 nt
Organism: Salvia splendens (bonfire salvia)
Lineage: Eukaryota; Viridiplantae; Streptophyta; Magnoliopsida; Lamiales; Lamiaceae
Product: gibberellin 2-beta-dioxygenase 8
Exons: 3
Coding region: 47-1063 (338 amino acids)
Source: RefSeq, a predicted model, not a curated record